AUGGCGACCGACGGGCAAAAGCAUAGUGGGCUAGUCCCCAUUGCCCCGGCACCGAGCACCCGUGGAGGACUUCAUAGAAGCGGCAGUGGCGGCCUAUCUCAGUCUGCCAUGUCAUACAGUUGCCAGACCUGGGCCAAGCGGAAUGCUGAAUGUGACAAAUUGGCCCCGAUUUGUUCUCGAUGCCGCAAGGGUGGCUACCAGUGCACCUACCAAGUACCUCAGCCACGGACUCGAAUAAGAAAAUUUGAGCGACGAGAUCAAAAUGGGCUGCUGAACGCUGAGAUAUCAACCGUCGAAGAGACGCACCUCGGGAUUCGGCAUCGGGUAUCAGGCCUGGAGCGCCAAAAACCGUACAAUGUUGGAGAGCAUGAGAUUCAACACAUGUCUGAUGAUGAGGAUGAGGAUGACAUAGCCUUUGGCGAUAUCCGUAUCGCUGGACGUGUCACACCAGAUCCGUUGACGGGCGUGUUCAUAGGCUUGCCACAAAGCCUUCUUCGGUAUCAUCUGAGCCAUAGAGAUGCCAUGUUUCUAUGGAAUACGCAUAUUGAAAACGUGGAGCCUCUCUGCAAAGUUGUACAUAUUCCAUCAACCGGCAAAAUGAUUGACUUAGUUUCGCAACGUCCUGGAAUGUCAUCGAAACCUAAUGAUUGUGUGUUGUCGGCAAUAUACAACGCCGCGGUCUUUUGA
Molecule: messenger RNA, 687 nt
Organism: Penicillium antarcticum
Lineage: Eukaryota; Fungi; Ascomycota; Eurotiomycetes; Eurotiales; Aspergillaceae
Product: Zn(II)2Cys6 transcription factor domain-containing protein
Exons: 3
Coding region: 1-687 (228 amino acids)
Biological process (GO): regulation of DNA-templated transcription
Molecular function (GO): DNA-binding transcription factor activity, RNA polymerase II-specific; zinc ion binding
Source: RefSeq, a predicted model, not a curated record